Molecule: messenger RNA, 1321 nt
Organism: Ictalurus punctatus (channel catfish)
Lineage: Eukaryota; Metazoa; Chordata; Actinopteri; Siluriformes; Ictaluridae
Product: growth arrest and DNA damage-inducible protein GADD45 gamma-like
Exons: 3
Coding region: 206-625 (139 amino acids)
Biological process (GO): regulation of cell cycle
Cellular component (GO): nucleus; cytoplasm
Source: RefSeq, a predicted model, not a curated record
UAGAUGUCAAGCAUGUCUAUAGGCACGCGCCUCAGAUGGCUCGUCCCUUUCUUGUCCUGCCCCGGCCAAUCAGAUUGCAAGCGCGUGCCGGCUUCCGACUACAAAUAGGAGACGCGUGUCACCGAAAAAUUCAUUCCAAACUGCGCGAGCGUGCUAGUAGGAUACAUCGUACAACUUCUAACAAAAACAAAAAACCCAACUCAAGAUGGUUAAUGAAAGCAAAUCUCUGGAUGAGGCUCUGCAGUCCGCAGAGGCUGAGGGUCGCGUCACCGUCGGUGUCUACGAGUGCGCAAAAAUCAUGAAUGAUGAUCCGGACAGCGUGUCCUUCUGCGUCCUGGCCAUGGAUGAAGAGUUCGAGUGCGACAUCGCGCUCCAAAUCCACUUCACUCUCAUCCAGGCUUUCUGCUUCGAUAACGACAUCAGCAUCGUGAGAGUGAACGACGUGCAACGUCUGGGUGAAAUUGUCGGCGCUAAAGAUCAAACUGAGGACUGUCACUGCCUUCUUAUCACGAGUCCAGCUGAUGGUUCGUGGGAAGACCCAGCUCUGGAGAAGCUGCACAUGUUCUGCGAAGAAAGCCGCCGCUCCAACGACUGGCUUCCGGAGAUCACUCUGCCAGCUCGCUGAUCUGCUGAUGGGACUCUUCUCACACGAGAUGCUGUUAACCCUUCAUGGAAAUACAUGCAUCCUUUGAAUAAAGGAUGAUGAUGAUGAUGUAUCUUCACAUCCCUGGAUGCUUCUGAGGAGGCUCUAAUGCAGUCCAGGCAGCGCGGGGCAUGCAGGCCCGAAGUGGGCUUUCGCCUCACGGUUCUGUCGCUUCUCGUCCCGUCCAUGCCAAGAUGGUCCUCCUUCUUUAUGUGAACGAGGCCGGGCAUGCCACGAGAGCGACGCAGCGGCCCUCAUUCUUUGUGCGGAUGAGGUUUGGAGAGGAAGGAGAAAGCGAGUUUGUGUUCCACAGCGCAAAUUUCGCAUCAUGCGUUAGACACGCAGAGGACGCGGUGGUGCGUCGUAGCGACGUUUUUGAGAAGAAAUGGACUUAACAUCUGACAUGUUCUUUUUUUUUUAAAAAAAAAAAAACGUAAUUGCCGCACAGUAUGACGUACCUUAUUGUCGGCAAUAUGCUUCUUUCCACUUUCCAGAGUUGUCUUAUUCUCUAAAGGUUUAACUUUAGAAAUGGUUAGUAUGACAAGAAGAAAUGACAUCUAAAGGUUUCACUUUAGAAAAAAAAAAAAAACACCAAAAAAAAUGAUAAAACAAUAGCAAAACGAGUUACAGAAAAAUGACCUUUCUGUAAAACUUUCACUAAAUUGUGAUUAAAAAAAA